Dipodomys spectabilis (banner-tailed kangaroo rat) is the source of this 616-nucleotide messenger RNA. RefSeq names its product E3 ubiquitin-protein ligase RNF4-like. Gene Ontology annotation, molecular function: zinc ion binding; transcription factor binding. The transcript has a single exon. Lineage: Eukaryota; Metazoa; Chordata; Mammalia; Rodentia; Heteromyidae. Gene Ontology annotation, biological process: positive regulation of transcription by RNA polymerase II. Bases 65 to 616 code for a protein of 183 amino acids. The record is from RefSeq and is a predicted model, not a curated record.
CAUUUGACUUUGCUGCAAGCCCUGGUAUAACUUCUUUUCCUAUAAGUUGGAGCCAAAGAGCACAAUGAGUACAAGAAAGAGAAAGCAUGGUGGAUCAGUAGGUUCUAGACAAGCCCAGAAGCAAACUCGGGAAGCAGCUGCCACUCCUGAGAUUUCCUUGGAAGCCAAACCCAUAGAACUUGUGGAAACUGGUGGAGAAGCAAUUGUGGACCUCACCUGUGAAUCUUUGGAACCAGUGGUUGUUGACCUGACUCACAAGGACUCCGUGGUGAUCGCUGAUGAAAGGAGGCCAAGGAAGCACGCAAGACGGCUGCGCCAAGACCAGGUUGACAGCUGUGUGGUGAGCAGCAAUGAUGAGAAACUGUCCAGGGAAAGAGCUGUGUAUGUGACCACCCACACCCCCAGAGGCGCGAGGGAGGAGAGGACCAUAGGACCCAGGCCCUCUGGUACUGUCAGUCAUCCAAUCUGCAUGGAUGGAUACUCUGAGAUUGUGCAGAAUGGUGGUCUGAUUGUUUCUACAGAAUGUGGCCACGUCUUCUAUAGCCAGUGCCUCCGUGAUUCACUUAAGAAUGCUAACAUUUGCCCAACUUGUAGAAUAAAGAUCAGCCACAAGUGA